GUUAAAACUGAUACGAGCUUUCAUCGGGGGGGAGGGGGGCUUUCAUCGUUCCGUCACGAUCAGAAAUGAAUUAAAUAGAGUGAUUUUGGACGGAAGAUAAUUUAUUAGUAAUUUAAGAAAGAGAGAUCUACUGGAUCAGCUAUCUGGAUCAGCAUUAAAAAUAGUGAAAACGUACUUAAUGAUAAAUGCGAAGAUGAUACAGAUGAUUUUACGAGAAGUAGAAGAGAGCUUCCACAGCUGUUGAUUGAUGAAAAGAGCGAAAAGCAUGAAAUCGGAAAUAUUCCGAGAAAACCGUUUCCGCAAUGUGCAUGCAAGAAUACGCAUCUCGGUAGCAUAUCAGAAGGCGAGAUAAGUUUAAAGAGCGAUCCCCCCCCAAAAGUCAAGUGCACGUUUUGAAGAAGAUGUACUUUUCCAAGAAUUGUUGCAUCGAGAGAAGGAUCGAUGAAGCAACGCAACGAAAUUCCGUAGUGAAAUUCCCGAAGAAAAGAAGUAAUUUGAGGCAUAUUCGAAAUUGCAUAAUAAGAUUAUAAUAUCUUCACAUUUUUAAUAUUUUCUUUGACCUUAUGGUAAUAUCUUCAAUUCGAUUCUAUUUAAAUGUCGUAUAAACAAUGAUAUUUUAUGAAGAUUCGUGAUGACAGUUCCAGAUUUGAAAGCCAUUUACGAAAGUCAUCGAAGUUGACUAAUGCGUUAAUCACAAAUGCGUUAAAAUAAAAAUUAAGAGAAAUUAGGGAAUAUUGAGAAACGAAGAAAUAUCAGCAUCAAUAAUUUUAACAUUAAUUUUUCUCCCUUUAUAAUCCGAAAAGUUUCCCUGGAAGAUUGAUGAAGAAGUAGUUCUUGACGACGAAUUAAAUGAGAAGAAUGUCGCUCGGAUUCAAGGACGGGGAGAUGAUAAACGAUUACCGAAGGGAAUCGCCGUCGGUGGCAGGAAACGACGACACCACUCGGAACCGAUAAACUUACAAGCCGAUUAGAUAAAAAGAUGGCCGCUUGCCAUUCGACACCUGCUGUGCAACGCCUGCAGUUGCAAAACUCGGCUCAUACGGGUUACGGUGCGAUCAACGGCAUAGGUGCCUCGAAUCAAAAGACUCUUCAGCAAUCGUCCUAUCCGCCGCAUUUGCUCAACUGGGUCUACCUGGCCAUCGCCGAGCAAAAUCCGUCGCAACCACCUGAUCAGAGCAAACUGCUUCCUACGAUCUGGAGCAAUUUUCCCGGUGCGACAUCGCAGGCUUAUUUACAUCAAAACGCGUUGAAUCCGUCCGGAUCCGUCAGACCCAUGAGAGAUAGCGGAACGGAAAGUAUCGCGGAUUUAGCGGUACAUUUUAACGAAUUGGUCUUGAACGACCGAAAACCGAUAAAAAAGCCGCCGUCAACAUACCUGUGUCACUUGUGCUUCAAGAAAGGACAUUAUAUUAAGGAUUGCCCACAGGCACGACCGAAGGGCGAGGGCCUGACGCCGUACCAAGGCAAGAAGCGGUGCUUCGGCGAAUACAAAUGUCCCAAGUGCAAGCGCAAGUGGAUGUCGGGCAACAGCUGGGCCAAUAUGGGCCAGGAGUGCAUCAAGUGUCACAUAAACGUGUACCCUCACAAGCAGAGGCCGUUGGAAAAACCCGAUGGUCUGGACGUGUCCGAUCAGAGCAAGGUACAUCCUCAGCAUCUCUGCGAGAAGUGUAAGACGUUGGGCUAUUAUUGCAGACGCAGCGCGACGCAGUAGCUUAGCGAUAGCCGAAUUCCGUCCAAUUUAUCUCGCCGAUCCAAUUAAUCGCGUCAACGAGAGGGAAAGGGUUUAGCGGUGAGCUGGAGGGAAGACGAUUCGUUCGAGAGACGUCCGAAAUGCGUCGACGCGAAUGUGGAUUGGAUCGGGCGUACAACGCUCGAGAUGAAAUAUGAAUGAAAUCAUAGCGAGAGAGAAAGAGAGCAAGAGAGAGACAAAUGAAAUGAUAUAUUUUUAUGUACAUUAUUUACGAUUAGAGUUUUUUAUCGCAUGAUUUUUGCUAACGAUCGAGGACGCGGCGCUUUAUUAUUUAUGUAUAUUGCUGAACAAUAUUAUUACUUACACGAACAUUAGAUAGGUGUCACGUGCCAGUAAUGGGACUCUAAAAUUUUCGAUAAAUACUAUCGUAUCCCCGCGCAUAUGAAGGAACGCGUGUUGUAUACGAGUAAAAAAAAACGAGGGCAUCGUUCUCAGGGAUAUAAUAAAAUGUUCUUACCCUAAGAGCUAAUAAUAAUCGCGGGUACAUCUUCGAGAAAGGGAAUUAUCUCCGUAAAAGAAAUAAGGA
Messenger RNA from Pogonomyrmex barbatus (red harvester ant), 2276 nucleotides. RefSeq names its product zinc finger CCHC domain-containing protein 24. NCBI's taxonomy places the organism in Eukaryota, Metazoa, Arthropoda, Insecta, Hymenoptera, Formicidae. The record is from RefSeq and is a predicted model, not a curated record. Gene Ontology annotation, molecular function: zinc ion binding; nucleic acid binding.